UUCAAUAUGGCGACUAUUUUUUCACUACAUAGAUAUACGCCUAGACGAUUCUAUGGAACUGCCUUUGAACGGCAAUGUUUCUGGUUUAGUGUAUGAUGACUGGCACUUGGAAGUUUUUCUGUCAACAUAUGUAUGGUUUCUGAGAAUUAUCAAUCACAAAGGCAGCACGGUACUAUCAUAUCCCAGUUUCGUGAGUUGCAGAAGAAUAUUUUUGUAGAUAAAUAAUAGCACUUUCGACCGGUUUCAGUUUCACACAACUAGAGCUUGAUAUUAUACACAAUUCUGCGACUAGGACUAGUUUUAAUCUUUAGACAGGAGUUUUGCAUAGUGGAACGCACACGGAUGGGCAUUUUUCUGCCAAACCUGAGAGAAGAUUUUCGCACGGACAAGUUUCUCUGAAAGCCUUACAAUCUCGAAUAAAAC
This is a messenger RNA of Amoebophrya sp. A120, 423 nucleotides long. The record is from the annotation of a GenBank genome assembly. Lineage: Eukaryota; Dinophyceae; Syndiniales; Amoebophryaceae.